UCAGAGGGGCUGAAAAUAGCCCCUCUGGAGGAGGGGUGGGGUUAUUUAAAGGGCCCGGAAGGAGCAGAGCCCUGACUGCAGGAGUGACCAUGGCCGCUUUGGAGCUGAGCUGCCAGGUGUCGGAGGAGAACCAAGAGCGCCGAGAAGCCUUCUGGGCUGAAUGGAAGGAUCUGACGCUGUCCACACGGCCUGAGGAGAAUUGUUCCCUGCACGAGGAGGACACAGCGCGGCAUGAGACCUACCACCAGCAGGGGCAGUGCCAGGCACUGGUGCAGCGCUCCCCCUGGCUGACAAUGCGAAUGGGCAUCCUUGGCCGCGGGCUGCAGGAGUACCUGCUGCCCUACCAGCGGGUGCUGCCCCUACCCAUCUUCACCCCCACCAAGGUGGGCACCUCCGCGGAGGAACGCGAGGAGAGCCCCAUCCAGCUGGAGCUAGCCCUCGGUGGCCAGUGUGCAGAGCGCCAGGAUGUGGCUGAGAUCACCAAGCAGCUGCCCCCAGUGAUGCCCGUCAGCAAGCCUGGUGCCCUUCGCCGCUCCCUGUCCCGCUCCAUGUCCCAGGAAGCACAGAGAGGCUGAGCGGGACUGACUCGGCUCCACCUGCCCUGGGUCGGCGCUUCUGGCUAGGACCACGGGAAGGAGCUGCCGGCCGUGGAUGCUUUGUAGUUUACCCAGAACUGGGGGCUAGGGUCAGAGGGGCCAGAGGCCAGGAUGCCUGGUUCCCUGAGUUCCCAAGGGGAAGGGAAGAAAGACAGUGGCACUGGAGCUGGGGAGCCAAGGGCCUGCAACCCCAGGAGAAGAGACAGGAGUUGCUGGGGGGGAGCAAAAGAAGUGACCCCGGUCCAGGUUCAGCUUCAGAGGACCGGAGGGAGGGGGGGAGGAAGGAUAAGGGGGUCUGGAAGGCUCUGGGAGGAGGCUUGGAGAUGGGAGGGAGGGGGACGUGAAGAGGGCAGAGGCUGGGUGGGGCCCUAGCACCCUCAGUUAGUCUGCAAUAAAUGCUCGAGAAUA
Messenger RNA from Condylura cristata (star-nosed mole), 1004 nucleotides. RefSeq names its product titin-cap (gene TCAP). Gene Ontology annotation, molecular function: structural constituent of muscle; titin binding; titin Z domain binding. Bases 90 to 575 code for a protein of 161 amino acids. NCBI's taxonomy places the organism in Eukaryota, Metazoa, Chordata, Mammalia, Eulipotyphla, Talpidae. The transcript is spliced from 2 exons. Gene Ontology annotation, biological process: skeletal muscle thin filament assembly; cardiac muscle contraction; sarcomerogenesis. Gene Ontology annotation, cellular component: Z disc. The record is from RefSeq and is a predicted model, not a curated record.